Molecule: messenger RNA, 1235 nt
Organism: Grammomys surdaster
Lineage: Eukaryota; Metazoa; Chordata; Mammalia; Rodentia; Muridae
Gene: Cabcoco1
Product: ciliary associated calcium binding coiled-coil 1
Exons: 8
Coding region: 15-944 (309 amino acids)
Source: RefSeq, a predicted model, not a curated record
UGGUUGCCUUGACGAUGAAGGCUGCUUCCUCUAGAGAAAACGUGGCAGGGUCCGCCACAGUAUUGACCUCCUGGGGGAUGACCACCCCCGGGGGGGUGACGCCAGCAGGCAGCACGACUGACUCUGAGGAGAAUGAAAGGAUUCUGUCUCCAGAUAUACUCUCCUCUGACCAGAUCAUUGACCUGCUAGGAGAAGAGGACGAAAAUGGAAUCCAAGAAAAAAUGGGAGUAUUUCUGAACUUUAAAAAUCUCCAGACUUCCCUACGAGACGCCAUUCUCCUGGACUACUAUGUGUCUGGGUUCUGCUGGGCCAAGGACAUGAACUUUUCUAUCGACCAGUACUCGAAAUUUAUGACGUUGCUGGACAUGUUACUUCAUAAUCUUCAAACACUGCACAUGUCCUUAGAGGACAGCAUUAAGUGGCUCGGGGAAGUGAUGGCAGAAAUCGGACCAAACCAUUCGAGGACCAAUGAGAAUUUCCAUGUCUUUGACGUCAAGGAAGCCAACGCCAUCAUCGAUUACUUAAAAAUCAGCUUAUUCCAGCACUACAGGCUGUACGAGUUUCUGUUCUACUCAGCCAGGGAAGAAAUUGUCAUCGGGACCGAGCAAACCAUAGAGGUUGUCAAGCCUGCAGAUUAUCCUUUACCACCCCCCCUGGAAGAAGGUAUGUCAUUGGACACGUAUUCAGCCUUCAUAGAGCCGUUGCCAACGCCGGACACGGAACAGAAGAUGCUGGAUCAAGAGCAGGGGUCUCAGGAACGCCUGCUGGAGAGUGAAACGGGAGAGGAAGAUCCCUUAGGAGGCUUCACCAUUGAUGACGUAAAGUCAGCCCUGGAGCGAGUGACAGAUGAAGUUUUGAUGAGCAUUCAGAACGAGAUAAACGAAAAACUGCAAGUACAGGAAGAGGCCUUUAACGCGCGAAUAGAGAAACUGACAAAAACCUGAGGACGCAGUACCAGCAAAGCGAUGCUGAACUUCAGAGAAACAAACAAAACCGUCCAGAAUAAUAGUGUCUCUAGAACGCUGUGUCACCCCCAUGCAGAUGUAGAAGGAAAACUCACUUCCGGUUUUCCUAACUGAUUGGCAGCGCGUUGUGCCGCCCCUCCCGUUCCACACCCACCUCUGAGUUUACAGUGCCAAGCGCAAGAACAUUGCUUUGCGUGUGUGAUUUUGGAGAGCUAUAUAUGAAAAAUACAAUUACUGUUAGAAUGGCGUUUUUGACUAUUCAUCUUCCAC